CUUAAUGCUGCGGUGCUGGAGAAACGCAGCUUCAUGGGUCUUGACACGUCAGGACACUUGGAGCGCUCACCCGUACAGCCCCUACAGGACGCUCCCAUGAGGCCCCAACCCCUCAUCAGUCCGCCUGCCGCUUCACCCAAUCCCCAGAGCGCAAUCCCUGUUGCAUAUUAUGAAUAGCCAACCCGAAGUCUCAAAUCAGUAUCUCGUGCAACCGUGUCUUGAACCGCUCUGAACCGCUGAGGAAUUCACUCACCCAGCUCCCAACGACGUGUCAGCAAAUGCAUCACUUACAACAAGGCUCACAAGAAUGUUGAAGUGCUACAGAGGCUGCAACGGUGCGCGAAUGAAGUUUUAAUGGCCUAACAUUUUUCCUGUUUCUUUCCAGUCCUUUCCUCUGCCGAUUCCUCGCCGAGGGCCAAGAUAUUUAGCAAAUGCGGCGAGGUCCGGGUAUUGCUGGGCUGCAACAUGCGGUCCGAACCAAAGAACAAUACAAGGUGGCGGGCGAGGAGGUGAAGAAGAACUCCCUGCAGGCCAUGCACGAGCAGUUGUCCGCCUUCCGCUCCAAUCUGGAGGAGUUCGCGCGCAAGUACCGGGCAGACGUGCGGCGGGACCCGGUGUUCCGAGCCCAGUUCCACACCAUGUGCGCCAACAUCGGGGUGGACCCGCUGGCCAGCAACAAGAGCUUGUGGGCCUCGGCUCUGGGAUUUGGCGACUACUACUAUGAACUGGGGGUACAGGUGGUUGAGGCCUGCCUGGCCAGCCGCUCGCUCAACGGCGGCAUGAUGGAGCUGCCGGCGCUGCUGAGGGCAGUCAGCAGGCGGCGGGGCGGCGCGGCGGAGCCGGUCAGCGAGGACGACGUGGUCCGCGCCAUUAAGAAGCUGCGAGUGCUGGGCGGCGGAUUCGAUCUGGUGACCAUCGGCGGCCGGGCCUACGUGCGCUCGGUGCCGGGCGAGCUCAACCUGGACAAGAACAGAGCGCUGGAGGCGGCACAGGCUCGCGGCUACACGUCUGUGGCGGAUCUGGCCGCGGCGGCGGGCUGGAGUGCGGGCCGGGCAGACGACACGCUGCAGGCCCUCACACGCGAGGGCUUGGCCUGGGUGGAUGACGGCGCCCCGGACGGGGUGCGGCUGUACUGGUUCCCAUGCCUCAGCGGCGCGGGCGGCAGCGCGGCGGAGGAGCAGGCGGCGGCGGCGGCUGGGGCGGCGGAGUCCGGCCCGGCACCGGGGUGAUGGAGGAGCGAUGGCGGAGCGAUACCGGAGCGAUGGUGGCGUGGGUCGGGUUUGUGGGGAAGGGCUAAACGAGCAUGUGGCAGGGGGAAGGCAGGUGUAGCAGGCACGGCGUUGAGGUUGGAGAGCGCGGCCUGAGUGCAUUCACAGCGAAACUGCACCUGAAGAAGGCCGCUUAGAUGCAAUGCUUCAUACGCAUUAGACAAGAAUCUAGCUGAAGAAAGGUGGCGCUCCGCUCACGGCUCAGUGUAGGUGCAGACUCUUUGCGUGUAGUUAUUAUACGGUACUUACACUUGAAUACUCUGUGUCUCUGCAUAUUACACAGCUCACUGAAGCUAUGUUUGAAAUUCGGCUAUGAAGUGCGGUCGUGCGUUGGCAGAUGCCGGGCAGAGUGCAUGUGUGUGUAUGUGUGGGAAGGGUCAGGCUUUUUCCAUGUCUGACCACGGGAGGCUACGGCAACAUAGGCGUGUGCUGGCCAGUUCCCGUACCUUUAUGUGCUGAUGAGACAGCAAACACAGGUUCAUUGCGCUUGCUAAGGUUACGGGGGCUCUUGCCUAACGUGGGCGUGGCCCACUUUCGAGUUUCGACGCCGGUGGGGCGGGGAAGCCGGUUGGCCGCGAUGAUGAAGGUGGCGGGCGACCUCGGUCUGACUUUAACAUAUUCUGAACUU
This is a messenger RNA of Chlamydomonas reinhardtii, 1896 nucleotides long. RefSeq lists its product as uncharacterized. The record is from RefSeq and is a predicted model, not a curated record. NCBI's taxonomy places the organism in Eukaryota, Viridiplantae, Chlorophyta, Chlorophyceae, Chlamydomonadales, Chlamydomonadaceae. The transcript is spliced from 8 exons. Gene Ontology annotation, biological process: protein transport to vacuole involved in ubiquitin-dependent protein catabolic process via the multivesicular body sorting pathway. Gene Ontology annotation, cellular component: ESCRT II complex. The coding region runs from base 432 to 1229 and encodes 265 amino acids.